AGAACCUCGGCAUAGCUCCGCUCCGUUGGAGUCAUCUCGGCUACGGCACCGAGUCCGAGGUCGGAUGAAGCUACCUAUCUUCCGAAUAAGUCAAUGCACGGGGUUGGCAUACUCGACACCUUAACUUAUCUUGGCUACCUGUUAUCAUCAUCACACAUUUAAUCGUUCUGAAUUACCUAGCAAUUGACUGAUUUCCCACCCUAUAACCCUUAUUAUUAUCAACGUACCUACUUGAGGUAACAUGGCUGAAACUUCAACAACUCAACCUCCCGCCGACGAUAAGAUCCUAGUCGAAGCUUCCGAGGCGCGCAAGUUCGUCGAGAACAUCCUCGAAGGCAACGGCGUACCAAAGCCCAACGCCGCCAUCGUAGCGCGGUGUCUCGUAGCGGCGGACCUGCGGGGCGUCGACACGCAUGGCAUCAACCGGAUCCCGUCGUACAUGGCGCGCGUGCGCAGCGGGGUGCUAGACGCGGCCGCGUCCCCGGACGUCGCCAAGGUCACCCCGGCGGUCGCGCGGGUCGACGGGCGCAACGGCUUCGGGUUCCUGGCGGCGGAGGCCGGGAUGCGCGCGGCGUGCGAGAUGGCGCGCGAGCUCGGCGUCGGGAUGGCCGGCGUCCGGCGCUCGAACCACUUCGGCAUGAGCGCCUGGGUUGUCCAGCAGGCGAUCGACGCCGGCAUGAUUAGCCUCGUGUUCACCAACUCGAGCCCCGCGCUCCCCGCGUUCGGCGGCCGCAGCAAGCUCCUGGGCGUGUCGCCCAUCGCGUGCGGCGCCCCCGGCGGCAAUCCGGGGAAGCCGUUUAUCCUGGACAUGGCGCCGUCGGUGGCGGCGCGGGGCAAGAUUUACAAGGCGAAGAGGAGAGGCGAGAAGAUACCCCUAGAUUGGGCUCUGGAUGCGGAAGGGAGACCGACGGAUGAUCCGGCUGCGGCUUUGGAGGGGGUUAUGCUGCCCAUGGGAGGGCCUAAAGGGUCGGCGCUGGCGAUCAUGAUGGAUGUGUUCUCAGGGGUACUAUCAGGCUCUGCAUUCGCAGGCGGAGUUACCGGCCCGUACGACCCCAGCAAAGCAUCGGAUGUCGGCCAUUUCCUAGUGGCUAUCAAGCCGGACCUAUUUAUGAGCCUCGACGAGUUCCGGGAGCGCAUGGACAUUUUGUAUCAACGCGUCGUGGGCUCGGAUAAGGCCGCUGGGGUCGAGCGUAUAUACUUCCCGGGAGAGAUCGAGCAGCUGACGCAGGAGCAGAGGGAAAAGACAGGAAUUCCGUUCGUGCAGGCCGAAAUUGAUGCGUUGAAUGAGGAGGCGAAGAAAGUCGGAAAGCCUCUUCUCGUUGUUAAGGGUCAGUGAAGAGAGUACUAGAUGGAUGAC
Daldinia caldariorum is the source of this 1357-nucleotide messenger RNA. RefSeq names its product putative malate/L-lactate dehydrogenase. NCBI's taxonomy places the organism in Eukaryota, Fungi, Ascomycota, Sordariomycetes, Xylariales, Hypoxylaceae. Bases 242 to 1336 code for a protein of 364 amino acids. The transcript is spliced from 2 exons. The record is from RefSeq and is a predicted model, not a curated record. Gene Ontology annotation, molecular function: oxidoreductase activity.